AGUGAGUAUUUUAUUUUACACGGUUAAGUGCACAUAUCCGAGGCCGAUUCAAAUCAUUCACCAUUAAGCUACCAGCUCGUAAUGCGUGUCACGUGUUCGGGCGCAUGAUUACAUGACACCGGAAGCAGGUGGCUGGUGUUACACCGAACGUGGUCCCCCUCCCGUCAGUAUGGCGGCUGUGGUGUGUUCCAGAUUCCUCCUCCAGAGAUCCACACACGGGUUUCUCUGCUCUUCGCGAGCAGCCGCCGCUCUCUCUAGCCCGUUUCUGAGCCGCUCACAUCGAUUGGGUCCAGGCGAUGAUGAAAUGUAUCAGCGCACCUCGGUGUCCGUCAUGCAGAAGGAGCCGGGCGGCGGGGUCAUGAUCCACAGCUACAGUUCCAGAGGAUUCAACAUCGACGGCAACAAGGUGUUCGGGCCGUGUGCCGUGCUGCCUCCUGCCAUCCUCCAGUGGAAUGUUGGAAGUCAUGAAGACAUCACAGAAGAAAGUGUCUCUCUUUUCCACAUGCUCGAACCGAGAAUCGAGAUUCUUGUGCUGGGCACAGGUGCACGUGUUGAAAGAAUUAAGCCCUCAGUCCUGGCUCUGCUCAAACGUAAAGGCAUCGCGCUGGAGGUGCAGGACACGCCGAACGCAUGUGCGACCUUCAACUUCCUGACCAGUGAGCGAAGGGUGGCGGCUGCUGGGCUGAUCCCUCCGCCCAUCAGCACGGCACUGGAGGCAGUACAGGAAUAAGUGUUGCUAUGGCAACCAGACUGAUUUCUGCAGAUGCUCAGAGGCGUUUCAGUGACCGUGGGCCUGUGAGGUGGUUAUUCUCCGUCUUCAUGAAUCUUCCAAAGGAGCAAACUGGCAAACGGCUCUGAACAUUCACUAUAUUUGGUUAUAAUUGUUUUUUUUAGUGGAGGAGGAUGUUCAAAUGUCAAGCAGUGAUUUGAGCAGUGAGCCGGUUCGGAGACGCAGUAAACAGUGUAAACAUUGUUCUUGUAUAGAAAUCCUGUGUUUUGUGUAUGCAAUAUAUAUUUAAAAGCUUCAUCUGGAACAGAAAUCUCAGGUGUCCUUAUUUCUUUUCCUGGUAUACAGAAUAUAUAUUAUUUAUAAAAAGGGUGAUUC
Messenger RNA from Pungitius pungitius (ninespine stickleback), 1105 nucleotides. RefSeq names its product NADH:ubiquinone oxidoreductase complex assembly factor (gene ndufaf3). Gene Ontology annotation, biological process: mitochondrial respiratory chain complex I assembly. Gene Ontology annotation, cellular component: mitochondrial inner membrane. The record is from RefSeq and is a predicted model, not a curated record. The transcript has 5 exons. The coding region runs from base 113 to 730 and encodes 205 amino acids. Lineage: Eukaryota; Metazoa; Chordata; Actinopteri; Perciformes; Gasterosteidae.